This is a messenger RNA of Triticum turgidum subsp. durum (durum wheat), 624 nucleotides long. NCBI's taxonomy places the organism in Eukaryota, Viridiplantae, Streptophyta, Magnoliopsida, Poales, Poaceae. The record is from the annotation of a GenBank genome assembly.
AUGCAGAACCCUGGCGGCAAUCAUCCUGCUCCAGCCGCAGCAGCGCCGGGCAAGUCCAAGUCGUCUGCGCAGGGUGCGGUAGUGGCCUCGGGCCAUAGCCAUCAGCCCUCCCCAGCCACGCCUGCGGCUGCCAAGUCCAAGUCCUCGGCCACGGCAGGGGCCUCCGGCCACUGUCAUCACUCCUCCCCGUCCAUGCCUGUGGUGGGCAAGCCCAAGCCCUCAGCGCAUGCCUUGGCACCGGGCCAGGCGUCCAUUUCUCACCAACCACACUCCGUCAGCGUUGCUGAUGCAGCUGCAUCGAGCCUUAAGCGCAAGCGUAGCGUCUUCCAGAAAGACCUGCAGCACAUGAUGUAUGGGUUUGGGGACGAUCCAAAUCCACUUCCUGAAACAGUUGCACUUGUGGAGGACAUUGUUGUAGAAUAUGUUACUGACCUCGUCCACAAGGCUGAGAAUGUGGCUUCAAAGAGGGGAAAGCUCUUGACAGAGGAUUUUCUUUACCUUAUCAGAAAGGAUAUGCGGAAAUUGCACCGCUCUACUGAGUUACUCUCCAUGAAUGAAGAGCUCAAGCAAGCAAGGAAAGCAUUUGAUGUGAAUGAAGAAACACUAGUAGUAACUAACGAGUGA